UUACAGGGCAAAGGUUUGGAUUUGGUUCACACAUUUGUUUUAGGUUUCACCUUCCUAAUGGACUCAAGCUUGACAUUCUUUUUUGUGUUCACACGUAUGCUACACACAUGGAUAAAAGGCUUCUGUGUCUUCAAGUCUUACUUGGAGGGCUCAGAUUUGCUGCAAAUCUCUCCAUUUCCUCAUCAUCAGAAGGUUUAAUUUCUUGGCUUGCUCUCUACCUACUUGUUUCGUAUGUAUUUUCGGGUACUAAUGAUUCGAGUGAGCAGAAAGAAGAAGAGAUGGUGAGAGGAAAGACCCAGAUGAAGCGUAUAGAGAACGCCACAAGCCGGCAAGUAACUUUCUCAAAGCGGCGAAAUGGGUUGCUGAAGAAGGCUUUUGAGCUAUCAGUUCUGUGUGAUGCUGAGGUUGCUCUUAUAAUCUUCUCUCCAAGAGGGAAGCUCUAUGAAUUUGCUAGCUCCAGGUACUCACCAUUCUUCUCCUCCUUCAACUUUCCCUUUCCUUCUUCUUCUUCUUCUUCUUUAAUUAAUUGUCUGAUUGCUUCUGCUUCCUGUAAUUUUAGCACCCCCUCAUGA
Messenger RNA from Sphenostylis stenocarpa, 572 nucleotides. The record is from the annotation of a GenBank genome assembly. Lineage: Eukaryota; Viridiplantae; Streptophyta; Magnoliopsida; Fabales; Fabaceae.